AUGGAGACCCUGCAACCGUAUCCAUCAUAUGGUCUUUCUAAGUGCUCGCUCACUGUGACUCUUGCUCGCUACGAUCGUUCUGUCUGUCUGUCUGUCUGUCUGUCUAUCUAUCUAUCUAUCUAUCUAUCUGUUACCUUCAACCUCUGUUGCUCUAUCUCGGGCGCAUCCAGGGAGGUAGGCUUGCAUAGAAGCGUCGUUCAACCGCGUGUGGACGAUCGUGUUGAACCAGCACGAGCAAGCGGACCGUUCCGGCGCGCAAGUUUUGUCGUCGGUACACAAACCGUCCACCGUCGUCCCUCGCGGAGGACGAAUCGAGUCGGUCGAGGGCUUAGUCUCAAUAGAUCGCAGUGUGGUGGCUGCUCUACUAAGUACGACACCCCGAGCCUGAAGUCAAGUGGUCUACGAGCGAUCCCUCGUCUCACGCUCCACGGGGGGUUCGAAAUUCGACGGCGACGGCAAAAUCCCGCCUGUCGCGGAUGUCAAAUCGGGUGGCCCGUUCGCGGACGCCGCCGCGUGCGAGGCGACAACAGCCGAAGUAGCGGACGCGCACGGCGACGACGAGCGCCACCGACGCGGACCACGACGACCGCGACCGCCCCUAGCGACGACGACGCCCGCUAUGGCAGGCUCCAGCGGAACGAAAAGAGACGCCUUUCAGGCUUUCAGCCGUUAUCGCGCGGAGGCAGCGUGGCACCGCCGCUCGUUCGAGCGAGCACGCGAACCGUUGCUCCGAUCCCGCGGUUCCUCUGUACUGGACGGAUAGCCGUGGCCACGGCCGACGUAACACACGUGCCGAUCGGAAGAGCCGACAUCGAAGGAUCAAAAGCGACGUCGCUACGAACGCUUGGCCGCCACAAGCCAGUUAUCCCUGUGGUAACUUUUCUGACACCUCUAGCUUCAAAUUCCGAAGCUCUCCGCUCGAAAGGAUCGAUAGGCCACGCUUUCACGAUGUGCCGCCCCAGCCAAACUCCCCGCCCGGAACGGUCCCCGGCUAAGGGUCGAGCGCGGGCCCCAAUCGGGGAGCCCGCGCCCUUGGCGCUAGCAAGAGGGCUGCCGAGCGACCCGUCCCCUUUUCACCGGGUGAGCGAGGAAACGACGGAAGUGGCGGUAUUUCAGGUUCGACGACACCGAACGACGCCGGUCACGGCGAAGGCCGGAAAACCGGGACGAACGAAACGCCGGCCCACCGAGGAGGCGGAGGCCCCGCCCGACGGAGAAGAAAACGGAAGCGGGAGGCGGAGAGUGAACGACGACGACGACGACGAGAGGCGAACCCCCCACCGCCGGCCACCGCAAACCCCGUCCCCGCGACCGCAUCCGCUACCGCCGAACGAAACCGACCUCCACGGCAACCGACGGCCGCCGCCCGGCCCCGAUCGACGCGCUCCCGACGCCGACAAAGGCGUAUAUGCUACACCUCCCGUGUCUCCUCACAGAGUCGGACUAGAGUCAAGCUCAACAGGGUCUUCUUUCCCCGCCGAUCGUUCCAAGCCCGUUCCCUUGGCUGUGUUAGGCUUAACUAGACUACUCAGAGCAGUCACGAAGCAACCUCGGCGAAGCAGCGGGGCGAGUCAACCCCUCCGCCGGAGCGCGCCAGUACGCCCGAAGCAUACGAGCAGUAUCACGGAGAACCAUUCUGGAAAUUAUCCCAAAGUGUCUCCACCGAAGCAGACCCAAUGUAUGGCAAUCCUGGUAGCUCUUUUGGGCAACCGCACCGCGCCAAUUGUACGUCAGGGCAACGACUUGGAUGGGAAUAUCGCUACCGUAACAAUCGCGGACCGCAUCGAGGAAGUGCCGCUGAUUGUAUUUCCGGAUCUUCUCGGCGUGGCAAGUGUCCAGACUACAAGCGGCGGAGUCGGGACGCACCUGCACGUCCAGGAAUAUCAACCCCUUCCCGGUACGGACCAUGAUGUCAGGCUUACGCAGGCCCUCUCAGUCUCGAAACGCGGCUCCAUAAUGACAUCCAGUUUCCGCUUUUCAUGGUUUGGGCCACGAAUAGCACAAUAUUAUUGUGUUUUUCCGUCGGAGGCCAUCGACGAGACCGCAGGCUUGGGCUACGUGGGGCAGGCUCAUGGGAGCAUUGCGGCCACAUUUACAUAUGGGAUCGAUUACCUACCACCCCGGGAGAACCGGGCUGGUGUGCCCAUACAGCCUAAGCGGACUCUGAUGGCAUCCUGGAACUCAACGCCGGCCAAGGUGGCGGGGGCAUAA
Molecule: messenger RNA, 2211 nt
Organism: Acanthosepion pharaonis
Lineage: Eukaryota; Metazoa; Mollusca; Cephalopoda; Sepiida; Sepiidae
Source: the annotation of a GenBank genome assembly